AGGAAAAAAACAGUGCUGUCAUUGCGAGAUAAAACGCAGUAAAAACACGUCAAAUCACUGCAAAAUUCCUCUUGUCCGCCUGCUUGAAUUUUGCUCAAAUUCCGUUUAUCCUGCGAUUGUGUGCGUGGAAAUUGUGGGAAAAGUCAGCGAGCGAGAGGGCAAUAGAUAAGGUUCACUUUUCCGUGGGCUGAAGGCAGACCUGUGAGGUGGUGAUACUCAAUUAAUUUCCCGGAAAGAAUCUUCUCUCGGUGCAGAUAAACAGGAGGCGCCUUCCCGCUCGGCAAGAUGGCAGCUUUUGUGGCGAAACAAAUGGUGGGGAAUAAGCUGAGCGCCGUCAAAGGCGCAGUGGGUGGAGAUGGUGGCGAUGAUGGUGACGACAAGGAGAAGGCUGAGGAGGAGGAGAGAGAGCGUCAGGAGGCCAUCCGAGAGGCCGAGGAGCGACGCAAGGAGAAGCACCGGAAGAUGGAGGAGGAGCGCGAGAAGAUGCGACAAGAAAUCAGAGAUAAGUAUAACAUAAAGAAGAAAGAGGAGCCUGUCGAGUUGGUGCAGGAGGAACCAAAUCCACUGAUGCGCAAGAAGAAGACACCUGAAGAACUCGCCGCAGAAGCCGAACAGGAGGAUCUGGACGACUUCACAAAACUGAAAAACUCAAUAGAAACACAAGUGAGUGAGAUCAAGUCGCAAAUAGAGAGCAAAUGCGUUAUGCAGUGAUAUGCUGGUCGUCAGUAACAGAAAAUGGAUUUGUGAUUUCGACGGUGAAUGGGCUGAAUAUGAUCACAUGAUAGGCAUUCUUAGUUGUUCGCGGCAAGUUGGCUAAAUUUAGUCCACGUAGGGAAAAAAAUCACAUACCUAUUGAAGAAAUUAUACCUUUAAAGUGAAGAAGAAAAAUGAGAGAGAGAAAAGUGUAGAUAAAAAUUCAUCCCCCAAGAGAUAGAAGACGAAUAUUAGGAACAACUUACGAGAUGAUAUGGCAAGUUGAUGACGAAACGAAUAGAAACUAUGCGGAUAUUAUGGAACAUCCAGCAAGAGAAGUAAUAAUAAAGAGAGAAAAAAAAAUAUGUAAGCAAAAAAAGCACUGUAGAAAUAUAAAUAACAAGAGAGAAAUUUAUUUUUCCUUAUGGCUGUUUAGCAGAGAAAAAAAAAUAAUGAGAAAUGGGAGAAGGAGAGUAAAAAAAAAGUAGCAUUUUAAAGUAAAAUCACAUGAAAAGAGGAUUCACGAAGGAAUGUCGUAGGAAAUGAACAUUGAAAUUAUUCGAGUUGGUUUGUCUCCUCCAAAUUAGUUCACCGCCUGAGUGUAUCAUUUCCUUAAGCAAAUAAAUACCGAGAGCCAGCAAUCCUGGAGAUGGCAAAUAAGGAGGACAAUUUCGACAGAGAACGUAAAUAAAAUAAUUUUCCAUAAUAUAUAGAAAAUAGCGGAAUACACUUCUGAAAUGCUGAGUAAAUAAAAUAGCCUGCAAGAAAACAUGCAAAAGAAGAAGAAGAAAAUAUAUUUUAGAGCAUAAUGAAAAUGAACACUUUUUCCUUUUACCAUUUUAGAGAGAGAUGAUCUUCAUUUGAAUUGAUAGCCAUUUUAUUGGAUAACUGGAAAAAAAAGAGAUUGAAUAGUGAAAAAAAAUAAAUCUGCUUUACAAGCGUAUGUGAUACAUUCGAAUUCAAUAUUUGAUAAAGAAAAAAAAAUUAGAAAUAUAAGGCAAAAUACACAAGAUAGAACUGAGAUUUUGGCGGGAAAUACUCUCACUCACAUGAAGUGAAUCAUGUGAUACUCCUCACGUGCCUGGUGACAGUUUUCCCGCUGAAAGUCACCAUCGAUCGAGCCAAUUUGAGAUUGAUCAACAAGCAAAAUAUCAGCUGAAAACAUGUGAACAACAAACAUUUUACACCACAAACACAACAGAGAAACACUUUCUUUGCCAAGCUCUAGAUGGGAGAAAAAAUAAUUGGAGUUCAUGGUGAAAAUUCCUAUAUAGAAAAAGCACCUCUCUGAAAUACACACACACACAACACAAGAAAGCUUCACACUUUUACGCUAUGAGCUUCACAAGCAGCGCUCUGACAGUGCUUUUUUCAACAGUUUUAGUUCAAAUGUAGCGCUGCUUGGCCUGAAAUCCGCCCCCAUUUCAUUAUGGUUGCGGAAAGCUCAAAUGAUUUAAUGUCUAUAUAAUUGAAUUUAAGUGUGAAAGAGAAAAUGUUCAUCCAAAUUCCUGAAAAACACAUCACACUAUAUAACUUAAAACUUCUCUUGACAGACACAGUGUUUGCUUAUUAAAUGUGCGCUGUUGCAUCUCGCUGUAAACUCUGUAUUAGAGAACAAUUGGAUCUCUGCAGAUCACUGUGGAGAUGACUUUGGGGAACGGAGAGUGUGUAUGUGUUAAAAAAGAAAAGAAACUGGAACGGAAGGAAAAAGUGUGAUAAAGCGCGGUGUCUCAGUUGGAUGCUUACGAGGUCUCUUAAUUGCUGUAUGUGAGAAUUUUCACUCUGCUUUUCUCGCGCUGUUUUUUGCAUAAUACCAGCCCAGAAGUGGGGAGGAGAAGCAGCACAAAAAAUGAGACACCGUGAGGAAAAGCUGCGCUGGAAAAAGCUCUGCAUGAUGUGCAGGCACAAGUUUAGAUGGGUAGAGAGACGUUUUAGCAAUUGUUGUAGCAAAUUUCUGCAUGCUCUUUGUCUUUUCGUCUCACUUGUCUAUCUCUUGAUGUCGUAACAUUUCCAUAUUUUCAAUGUUACACCCAUGGAAUAAAAUAGCGUUUAAGCAGGGGGGGGCAAAAGGACACGAUAAACAACAAACUGCUACCAAUUCAGUGUGACAACUUUACAUAUUAAAAGAAAAAAAUGCGGAGGGAAACAAAGAUGGUAAAAGUCCUCUACACCAUCAUUUGAAUAAUGUCCAGCAAUUUAUUUUACAUGUAUGAUGUUUUACUUAUACUUUUACGACCAUCCAUCUAUCUCUGUGUGUGCAUGAAUUAUCUUCGUCCCAGAAUUUUGUAACAAUCAUUUGUCGGCAUUGGAGGAAGAAAUUGCAGAAGCUUCUGCCAAGAUAUAAUCAUGAAAUAUGGCGAUGGCAGAAACUUUAAUGGGCGACUUGGAAGAAAAUGCCUCCAAAAUUUCUCUCUCUUUGCGUUUCUCGCCAACAAGAAAUUAAUGGGAAGGAAAGAUUUUUUUUUAUUACAUUUUCCCUCCCCAUGAUGGACUAAAGGGUUAAUUUAAGGUUUUGGGGAAAUGAAGGAGGAAAAGCUCUGCAAGAAGAUGGUAAAGAAACACUCCAACAAAACCGGAAACUCACCAUAAGCUUUUACUUUAUGAGGGAAAUUAACGAGAUAUUUAUUAGAGGAGUGAAAAAUUAUUAUGAGGAAGGAUCAUUAAAGAAAGAAAAAAGAAAUUCCCUAUUUUAAGGAAAAGAAGAUAGCAAAAAAAAACCAACAAUAUUUACGUCAAUUAAAAAAAAGGAAUAGAGCAAAAACAUCCAUCUAAUUGAUAUAUUUUGUCGAUACAGAGAGGAAUGAGAAUUUAUUUACUGACGAUGGAAGGAUAUAUCAUUGAACCACACGAGGAAUAUUAAAGAAAAUAACUAAAUGAAUAAAAGGGAAUAUCAAUAAAUGAAGAGUAGAGCAAAAAAAGAGAAUCAUAUUUACAAGAUUUCGUGUUAUUUUCCUAUAUUAUCUUACUAUAAUGUAAAGAAGAAGAGAAAUGAAUUGUAUUCUAACAUAGUACGUAUAUAUUUGAGAUUCUAACACCCCGUCGAUUUAUAGCAAUUCCCCAAUUUAAGCAUUGAUUGGGGGCAUCCAAGCUUCAUCCCCUAAGAAUCAUUUGUGUUGAAGAGCAAAUUCAGACAACUUUCAGACCUUUUUGUAUAGAAAAAUCUCUCUCGCGCUUCUCAGUGUCUAAAAACUUAGUGACUCUAGAACUUGAGGUUCAAUAUCAACAAAGACUUCUUCAGCUGUUUCACCGAACUUUCAAGAGGCAUUAGCAAUGUAAGAUGAAGAAGAAGAAAAAAACACUACAAGUAUUCAACUCUUGAUCACUUUUUGAAAAUCAUAAACAAUCAAUGUUUAUUCAAUUCAGACACCAUUUGUACUGUAUUUUUAAGCUCUCAUUUGUUCUGAAAUAUGAUUUUUCAUCAAUGAAAAAGCAUCUCUAUGAAGAACACUUGAAAAGUUCAUGUGAGUGAAAUAAUAAUUUUGAAUGAAUAAACAAUAAUGAAACAAUAACAAAAAAUACUGCGUUCACUGUAGUUGAUAGUGGAAAAAUAAUAAAUAUUAACUUGUAAUAUUGCGGCAUUGUCGAGAGGAUGGAAGCAUUUUAUCGGGGGGAAAAAAAAUAAUAAAAUUUUAAUCAAUGCAAACAAUUUUUCCUCUUUGAUAAACUGAAACAUGUUUGAAAAUGAUAAAAUAUGGACUGGAAAAUAUUCGUCGAUGAGGGAUUAUAUAUUGAUUAUAUCGUAGAGGAGUUACGGUUUUUUUUAGUAAAUUGUAAUGAGGGCUGUUUAAUCGUUUUUUUCCACCGCUUGUAUAAUGAAAAACAGUGUGAUGUUUAAAUUUAACAUGACAAUUCCUAUUACACGCGGAAAAACCAUCGUGAAUUUGCAAUUUAAUUGGCUAAAUUAGCAUCUCUUGAUGUCUCCUUUUUCCUUAUGAGUCACGAGACGUGGUGCUAAAAAGCACUCUCAUUGUGUGGUCGUUGCAUAAUGUUGGGAUGAUUGAUUGCACGGUGCUGAAGUGUAAUCAAUUGCCACGCUCUAGAGCAAAUGAUUGGUGUCAAAUUCUCUUUAGAUCAUACAUAUUGCAUAAUUGUAAAUGUACUCUAAGUGUCGUUCUCUCUUCCCGAUCCUCCUUCACCUUCUAUCUCGCUCUCUCUCUCUGUCUCUCUCUCUCUUUGUCUCUUCCUUUUGCGCGCCAAAAUAGAGCUGCCAACUCACAGGCAUGCAGAUUCAGUGUGCAUCUUUCGCUGUGUGUCUUCUUCUCUGCAAAAUUGAUUGCAUCCUCCUUUCUAUGGCUUUCUUCACUUCUCUUGUGUCUUCUCUACCCUCCAACAUCUUAAAUGUUAAUCUAUGAAAUAUUCAAUAUUACGGAGAGCAUUUGAGAUUCACUCUUUGUCUCCUGUGAAAUUGCAUUAAAGUUUCAAGGAGAAAAAAAGUAUGAGAGACAAAUUUUUAUCGAUAUAUAAAGCUAUCUUCGCUAGCUGCACAACUUCUUCCAACACUUUUCACUCACCAUUUUCCCCCUCAUGACCCUUUUCCCAAACCCUCCCCCUCUUUAUGUGAAUGGCAACAUUUUUAUGCAAUGGCAAAUGCGCCACAAAACACUCCUUUGAGACAAAAAAAAUACACACGAAUAUCGUUAAAUCUUCAGUGUUAUUGAAAGGAUAUAAAUUAAUAAUGUAUAAUUAUAUAUCAACGAAAUUGGAAUUUGGGUGGAACAAAAUCGGUGUUUUGGUAAAAUAAAAAAAAUUUCCCUUUCUUUUCCAUGCACUUUUUCCAAAUACAAUUUUUCUCUAAAUGUGGCAUGUUUUAUUGAUAAAUUGUAUAACACACAGAAUUUUACGUAAAAAAAAGAGAGAACUUACAGAAUAUGAAUGGAUAAAAAUGGGAGGAAGAAAAUCAACAUGAAAUACACUCAUUGAUUGCGAUAAUUUUUUGAGAAUAUACUUGAGAAGAGAAUCCACUGCCUUAUAAAGAAAAAUUAGAGACAUGAUGAUGAAAAUGUGUAAGUAAUAAUUAAAUCUUAAAAAAAAGAAAAGAA
Molecule: messenger RNA, 5732 nt
Organism: Phlebotomus argentipes
Lineage: Eukaryota; Metazoa; Arthropoda; Insecta; Diptera; Psychodidae
Gene: cpx
Product: complexin
Exons: 6
Coding region: 286-711 (141 amino acids)
Biological process (GO): synaptic vesicle exocytosis; regulation of neurotransmitter secretion; neurotransmitter transport
Cellular component (GO): terminal bouton; SNARE complex
Molecular function (GO): syntaxin binding
Source: RefSeq, a predicted model, not a curated record